Molecule: messenger RNA, 1317 nt
Organism: Pseudophryne corroboree (corroboree frog)
Lineage: Eukaryota; Metazoa; Chordata; Amphibia; Anura; Myobatrachidae
Gene: TADA1
Product: transcriptional adaptor 1
Exons: 8
Coding region: 64-1158 (364 amino acids)
Biological process (GO): regulation of transcription by RNA polymerase II
Cellular component (GO): SAGA complex
Molecular function (GO): transcription coactivator activity
Source: RefSeq, a predicted model, not a curated record
CUGACACACACAGCAGCCAGGAAGAAGACAUAAUCGGAGCACCAUCGACUUACUUUAAAUCUGAUGGUAAGAAACAUCGGCCCGCCGCCACCAUCGAAUGGUGAAAGCGCCGGUGCGGUAGCUCGGGCCUACAUGGUGGCCUCUCAGCCUGUGGCGCACUCUCCGGCCAUGGCGACGUUUGUCAGCGAGCUGGAGGCGGCUAAGAAGAGCCUGAGCGAGGCGCUGGGUGAGAACGUGAAGCAAUACUGGGCAAACCUAAAGCUGUGGUUUAAGCAGAAGAUAAGUAAGGAGGAGUUUGACGUUGAGGCCAGACGGCUCCUCACACAAGAGAAUGUGCACUCACACAAUGAUUUCCUCCUGGCUAUCCUCACCCGCUGCCAAAUCCUUAUUUCUUCUCCUGAGGGAGCCGGAGCGUUAAACUCUGCAACCAAACCUGGAAAGCCGAAGGGCAAGAAGAAGAUCUCGUCUGUUCGCCAGAAGUUUGAUCACCGUUUCCAGCCCCAGAAUCCUUUGGCAGGAGCUCAGCAGUUUGUGAGCCGGGAUCCCCAAGAGGAAGAGGAGCUGAAGUUGUGUUCCCACACGAUGACGCUGCCCUCCCGCGGCCAGAUGGAGGGACGGAUGAUCGUUACGGCUUAUGAACAUGGACUAGACAAUGUAACGGAGGAGGCCGUGACUAUAGUUAUGCUUGCUCUGGAGAAACAUCUGAAGGAUCUGAUAACCUCAGUGGUGUCACGUAGACAAGCCUAUCGCCUAAAAGACAGACACUUCAAAUACGCAUUUGGCUGCAAUAUCAAUCCCCAACCUUACCUGAGAAACAGCGUGGCCACCUACAAUCAGCUGCUAGAAUGCCAACCGAUGUUUUCUGCUACGGGAAACCAGAACCCCGGGACCACUGUACAUCCGGAUGACGCCGAGCAGCAAGCUGCCCUCUUACUAGCCUGUUCCGGGGAUAACCUGCCCCCUAGCCUGCCUCCAGUCAACAUGUAUGACCUCUUAGAAGCUUUGAAGAUACACAGAGAAAUUAUCCCAUCACACACAGUAUAUGCACUGAACAUUGAGCGGAUACUAAUGAAGCUCUGGCACCCUAAUGAAGGGGAGCUGCAACAGGACAGAAUUCACCGACAGAGGCUAUCAGCCAAGAGUGGACUAUUAUGCUGAGCGGAAUAUACCUUUCUAAGGACUCAUGGACCACGUGCCAGACCUAUUUUUGUUACUUGCUCUCAGAUUUUGUCCUCUGCAAAAGACAGAAUUGGAACAGUUUAUUAAAAUUACAUGAUUUUUUUUUUUUUUUUUAUAAAUAAAAAGAAAAGAACAAAA